Molecule: messenger RNA, 2355 nt
Organism: Drosophila albomicans
Lineage: Eukaryota; Metazoa; Arthropoda; Insecta; Diptera; Drosophilidae
Product: transmembrane protein 65
Exons: 7
Coding region: 634-1518 (294 amino acids)
Cellular component (GO): mitochondrion
Source: RefSeq, a predicted model, not a curated record
UCGUUCAUUUUAUUAUAAGUUUUAAGUUGACGAAAAUUUAUUACAGAAUUAUCAAACAUUCAGCCAUGAAAAUCAUAAACAGUUAAAUAUAAAUCCAAAUUACGUGCAAAAAUUAGCAGUGAAUGAUUGGAUUCUUAGCGAAUGGAAUUCGAAAGAAAUAUGGCAAGUCGAAACGUGUGUGGUACGUAGAUAGUAAUAUAUGAGACGUGUGAGGGCGUUCGAACAGCUGUUGCUUCUGGAAUUUCAGUCGCGAAAAAGUACCUGCUAAACUUUAACGAGCGUGAGCGAGAGAGAGCCAAGUUUACACACGUAAAGCUUUAGCUCAAAACCCACUCGGGCUGCCGUCAUCGUUAACAGCAAAUGUGUUAACCAUUGCUUAGUCGAACGGACAACGAAGUUGCAUACGCAACAUAUAAUUUGGUUUGCGGGUCGUGUCGCUGCGUGAAUUAUUGUGUUGUGUGCGUACUAUUUGUUGUUGUGCGUGGCAAAGACAGUGACCAAAGAGACCCAAAGCAGAGCUUGUGUUUUUGUUUACAUAUUGACGGACGCGCACACACGCAAGCACACAUUUGCUGUGCGACUCUAGUGACGUCACAAAUUUUGAUCGUACCGAGCAUUUGCGUAUUUUGAGAAAUGAGACAACAAUACUGCGGCGCCUUGGGGCAUCUGAUGCGUCAUUGCCAAACGCAGAUCAGGCUAACACCAAUGCUGGCCAACAACAGCAGUUGCUUCCCCCGACGACUCACCUUCCGCAGCAGCAGCAAUAGCAACAGUUAUCAUUAUCACAACAACAACAAUAACCACAGCAAUGUGCGGCACAAAGCUGCUGCUGUUAGUGAUGGCCGCAGUUACUCCAAGUUUAGCAGUCACCUCAACAGCGAACGUGCCAUGGAACUACUCUGCAAUCUGGAUGAGGACGAACGUCACAAUCUCCGGGAUGCCAUGUUCAAGAUGGAAUCGGACAAAGUGAAGAAGUUGUACGAGAGUCAGCUGGCAGUUGGCAGCUGGCGAACUCGCUUUGGACGACUCUCGAAUAAGACGCCGCUGGGCGCUGUGGAUCCAUCGGGCACAUUUUGUGCCAUGCCAGACGAUUGGCUUAAAAAGAAAUUGGUGGAAGCAGCAGAACCGCCAACGGCAGCACAGCUUUAUAGCAUUUUCUUUGUGAAUGCGGUGCCAUUUAUCGCCUUUGGCUUUCUGGACAAUUUCAUCAUGAUCAUGGCCGGUGAAUAUAUUGAAAGCUAUUUGGGUCACUUCAUAACGCUAUCGACGAUGGCCGCCGCUGGCCUGGGCAAUACGAUUAGUGAUAUUAUUGGCAUUACCACAGCCUCCUAUGUGGAAUCCACCUGCCACUUAUUGGGCCUGAAGCAGCCCCGAAUGACUCCACAGCAAUUUGAACUACAGUCCAGCAGACGAGCCUCCAGUUGGGGUCGCAUUAUAGGCAUCACUAUUGGUUGUUUGCUGGGCAUGUGUCCAUUGUGGUUUAUAACGCCCGAGGAAAAGGAAUGUCCAAAGGAGUAGAGAGCAAAUAGUUUUCUAGUAAAUUCGUCAAUUGUUCAGGACUGAUGAACGUCGUAGUCCACACAAAAAGUAUAAAUGAUUUUCGUUCUGCAAAGAGACACUCAAAGUACCUACUGACUACUAUACUAUUCAUAUAUUCAUAAGUUUUUAUAUAGUUUAAAAAAUAUGUUAGGUUUUACAUGAAUGAGUAUAUUGUUAUAUGAGCACUUUGAGCACUGAUUCUGACUGCACUCACACACUCACACACACACAGAAUGUAAAAUCCAAGUUGCUUUAAGUUUUAGGAAUGAGCUCAAGACCAGUUGAAAGCAAUCGGAAACAAUUGAUAUUUGAUAAUUUGUAAUUCACUGAAUCGAAAUACUAUAUCAAAAAUAAAAAAAACAUUUAAAAAUACAUAUAUGGUAUAUAUAUAGAGCAAAUUGAUUAUAUAGUAGCUGCAAAAGGUCCAAAUAAAAAUCUAAAAUCAAAAAUAGCCAUUUUUUGUAGAGUAUUUAGAUGAGAAAGAUCAUUAAUGGAAAUUAAUUGAAUUAUCAAUUGCUGUAGUGCAACUAAAUUUGCAAAAAUUAUUAACUCAAGAUCAUAGAAUGCCUUCAACUGUCCUAAUUUUAAACUCGCCACACUGCAAAGUGCCUACGAAAUGCUUUAAACUUUAAACUCACUUCCUGAAGAUAUUCAACUCAUAUCUUUAUACUAACUAACUAUAACUAACAUAUAUGUAUAUGUAUGUAUGUGUACAUUUGCUUUAAAUACAGUUACAACAAACGAAAUCAUUAGCAACAUUUUUAAUGUUAAAGAAAAAUGUCCAAAAUUGUAGAGAGCUUACAAGUGAAUAAAUCA